GUGACAUAAAAUAUACUAAUAACACAUCUAAUGUUAUAAUUUGGUUCUUAAUUUCGGUUCUUCGGUUCGGUACGGUACGGGACGGGUCGGUUCGGUUCUCGGUACGGAUAUUUGUGAAAAUCUCCAAAACCGUACCAAUUAUUUUUUCGGUUCAGUUCGAUUCUGAGAAAUUCAAACGGUCAACGGUUAUUUUUCGGUUCGGAGUGAUUUCGGUUCGGUUUUCAGAACGAUUCGAAAUCCUCCGAGUCCCAUGCUCAGCCCUACACUGCAAUAUCUCUUCCAACUUGCGUAUGGAACAUAUGU
Molecule: messenger RNA, 303 nt
Organism: Striga hermonthica
Lineage: Eukaryota; Viridiplantae; Streptophyta; Magnoliopsida; Lamiales; Orobanchaceae
Source: the annotation of a GenBank genome assembly